Molecule: messenger RNA, 948 nt
Organism: Penicillium brasilianum
Lineage: Eukaryota; Fungi; Ascomycota; Eurotiomycetes; Eurotiales; Aspergillaceae
Source: the annotation of a GenBank genome assembly
AUGACACCCUCAAAAAUUCACGAAAGAGAUAUCGAAAGAGUUUUGUCCUAUGUUCAUCCCUUCAUCAGCCAACACUUCGAUGCGCAAUCCUCUAUAUCAACAAGACGCCCCUUCGUUCUUGGCCUAACCGGCCUCCAAGGAAGCGGCAAGUCUACCUGGACCGAGGCACUUGUGACGACUCUGCAGCGAAUAUUCAAUUAUAACACUAUCAGUCUCUCUCUCGAUGAUCUGUAUCUUGAUCAUGACGAACUUGUCAAGCUUCGCACCAAUAAUCCAUUCAAUCAACUUCUUCAAGCACGAGGACAGCCAGGGACACAUGAUAUAGCCCUCUCACUUGGCUUUUUUGAGAGUUUGAAGAUUUCCACUGGGGAUAUUUUGAUUCCAUCCUUUGAUAAGAGCAUGUUUAAUGGAGAAGGUGGCAGAGCGCCGCAAGAGUCUUGGCGACGUGUUCCUGCAGGCACGAGGGUUGAUGUCGUCAUUUUUGAAGGGUGGUGUAUCGGUUUUCAACCAUUGACAGACGAUUUUGUGCAAGAGCGCUGGGAUAAAGAGUUGGAAACUCGGACGAGGACUAAGUAUCCGACUCGGACAUUGAAGGACCAUGCAAUCGACCAUUUGUUGAAUGUGAACAACAGCCUACGACGAUAUUGUGAGUUGUUCAUGGGCCCACAACACCUUGACUAUCUCAUUCAUCUUGAUACGGAUGAUUUGGUGAAUGUGUACGAGUGGCGUAUCCAACAGGAGCGUGCGCUUUGGCAGGCGAAGAAUCAGGGUAUGACGGAUGAUGAGGUUGUCACCUUCGUCAAGGGCUAUAUGCCUGCGUAUGAGCUGUAUCUUGGUCAAUUGCGAAGCGGCUUCUUCAGGCCCCAUGAAAGUUGCAAGGGAAAAGGACAAUUGAGUGUGAUUCUAGACAAGGAGAGAAUGAUUGUGAAGAUGGCAGAAGUCCCAUGA